AUGGUGAAGUACUCGCAGGAGCCGGGCAACCCUACCAAGUCGGCCAAGGCCAUGGGCAGGGAUCUGAGGGUCCACUUCAAGAACACAAGGGAGACAGCCUUUGCGCUUCGCAAGCUGCCUUUGACCAAGGCUAAGCGAUACCUUGAGGAUGUUAUUGCUCACAAGCAGGCAAUUCCCUUCCGGAGAUACUGUGGGGGUGUUGGUCGCACUGCCCAAGCAAAGUCUCGCCACUCCAAUGGGCAGGGUCGCUGGCCUGUUAAAUCAGCCAGGUUCAUAUUGGAUUUGCUGAAGAAUGCUGAGAGUAACGCUGAUGUGAAAGGCUUGGAUGUGGACAACCUCUAUGUUUCACACAUCCAGGUGAACCAAGCCCAGAAGCAGAGGCGCCGCACCUACCGUGCUCAUGGACGCAUCAAUCCUUAUAUGUCCUCACCUUGCCACAUUGAGCUGAUCCUGUCAGAGAAGGAAGAGCCUGUGAAGAAAGAGGCCGACAACAUUGUCGCAGCAAGGAAGCAGUGA
Molecule: messenger RNA, 516 nt
Organism: Miscanthus lutarioriparius
Lineage: Eukaryota; Viridiplantae; Streptophyta; Magnoliopsida; Poales; Poaceae
Source: the annotation of a GenBank genome assembly